GAUAGGGUGUCUUUUAAGUGUUUGGACUGCAACCUAUAGGCUACUCUUCCAGUUAGGCCAAUUGCAUAUGAAUCUGAUUUAGUCAGUUAUUGGACAAUAAUAAACAAUUUUCUAAUUUGGAUGAAGAUGUUAAACUAGCACAUUUUUAUUGGAGUGGUCAGUAAUUGAUUUUGAAGCAAUUGUUGCACCGCGCUGCGUUGGACGCGCAGGUUUAAGGUGCAAUGGAUUCCCUGGGGACCAGCCUACUUUCACUUGCAUCAUACUGGAGAGACCGGCUUGUCAAACCACAGGUUCAUUCGCACAUAGGCUGUGGUAAAGCAUACACCGGGGCUUAGGCAACCGCUAAAUAGUUAUUGAAAUGAAACUGAAUGACUGAGUUGACAAAUAUGCCACAAUAAAUAUCAAAUAGUAUUAUUAGGCUAUUUCCAUAAAAUCAGGAGUUAUGGAUCGACUUGGUAAAUGGAGUUUGAAACCGAUGAAGAUGGAAGUGGAAUUGGAGGAUGAUUUUUAUUUGGAUUAUGAUGCGUUAGAAAUAUCUGAUUAUCAAGACCCCAAUGAACUUUUAGCUGCUUUGAAACAAAAGGAGAAAGACGUCAUUUUGGCGGCCCAGCUGGGAAAUGCAUUGCUUUUGGAAAAUCGUCAGUUGAAGGACCAGAGCGACAAACUUCAUGAACAGUAUGCAGACAAACUUGAGGAGCUGGAGCAGGGCAGGCACGAACUGCAGGUGAAGCUGGAGGGGUGCCAGUCUGGGUGGGUGAGCCAGGUUGGGGACCUGGAGAAAGAUGUGAGGGAUCUGAGUGGCCAGGUGGACAGGCUGACCCAGGCCCUGACCGAUGCAGACAGGGACAGGACCAGGGCCCAGGAAGAACACGCAGAACACACCCAGUGCCUCAGAGAACAGCUCAGCACAACGAUGGAGGUGGAGAGGGCGAUGACCAGUGAGCUGCAGACCCUGAAACAGGAGCUUCAACAGAAAGGCCACCACAACAGACCACAGGAGGAGGAGCUGCUUAGUGCCAUGAGGGAGCAGGUGGUGCGUCUGUCCCAGAAGGAGCAGGCUCUAGAGGAGCAGCUGGAGAGUGUGUGUCAGGAGAACGCAGACCUACGCGACAGACUGGCCUCCCUACACACACGCUUAGCUCUACAGGACCAACACAACCAGCAGCAGAGCCAACAGCUGGCGGAAGCAUGGCAGGAGGCUGCGGCGGCGAGGGGGCGUUCCCAGCAGCUUCAGGUCCAGGUGGAGGAGCUGCAGGAGGAGGUCUACCUGCAGGACAGGAGUAACCAUGGAAACACAUCCCUACUGUCUGAGCUGGAGACCAGUCUAGACACCAUGGGCCUGGGCCAUGACAGAGAACAGAUGACCCAGGAGGUUCUGUCUAUCCUGGUGCUGCUGCGACCCCUGAUCCAGGUAGUGAAGACUCCAGAGAGAUCAGAGAUUAUAGGUCAGGAGGAAGGAGACCUGCAGGCCAUGCUGCUCCAGUUACAUGGUGUGGCUCAGAAACUGGCCAACCACACCCAUAUCCCUCAGAUCUCCCAGCUGCAGGAAGAGAAUGCUAAGCUGAGGCUGAGGCUCGGAAACAGACAGGAUGAAGAAGAGGUGACCCAACAGGCCAUCAGAGACAGAGAUGAAGCCAUAGCUAAGAAGAACCUGAUGGAGGCGGAGCUGGUGAGGAGUAAGAACGACAUGAUGUGUCUGAACAACCAGCUGCUGGAGGCUAUCCAACGCAAGCUGGAGCUGUCUCAGGAACUAGAGGCCUGGCAGGAUGACAUUCAGAUCAUCAUCAACCAGCAGCUGAGGACCCAGCAGCAGUCGGAGCAGGUCCAAAGAAAGCCUGCCUCCAACCCCAUGUCCUUCUGGAGGAGACCCAACACAGCUUCCUCCACCAGGCCCCGCCGGCCCUCCUCCUCCCCUGCCUCCUGGACCUCUGAGGCUGGGCAAGAGAAGCCCCAGUCCCCCUGGAGAGACUGGCUCCGACCGGGCAAGGUGGCACAGCCUGGCAAAUAGUGAGCUGGUAUGUCUGUUGCCUCACCGUGGAGGACUGGCACAUAGCAAAGAACUGUCUUGACCAGCUGCCCGUUGAAGAAGUCGAGUCGUCAAGGCAGGAACAAGCUGGUGGAACACUACUGAGUGGAACUAUCUGUCUUGGUAGAUAGAGUACCAAGUAGAACAGGACAGGCCGAACACUCAGUUAUGUAGGAGACUUCAGUAGAGUAUUAGAAUUCAAGACCAUGGUGUGUUGGAAACAAGGACCAGAUAAGAGCCCUAAUGGACAAAGAGCUAUCAAUAAGUAGAUAGUAGUUUCCCCACUGUCACUGAGAAGAACCUAAGCACAUAAAAAGCAUGUUAGAGCGGUUAAAGAUUAGCAUGGUAACUACUAGCAUGGCUAGGGAGUCACACACUAUUAUGGUGAGAGUCACGACAAGGAAAGAUGGUUAUAAGUUGUGCUUUAUAAUUAUGUUUUUUAUUGGGAAGUCGUUGAUGCCUGAGAUUGUAAAUGUAUGUGUGAAUGUCAAUGUUUGUAAGAAUACUGACAGUAUUUCCUCAGACUAUUUAUUUCAUCCAACCUUUAUUUAGGCAAUGUACAGACAGACUGGAGGGAAAUGAGUUGAUAGAUUGACUGGACUCUGAUAAUAAGACAUGAUGAAGUUAGUAUUCACCUAUAAUCAUGUUGUAAAGAUUUAGCUAUUUAGAAACACAGUAAGAUGAUAUCAGAUCUAAGUGGUAUUCCAUUCACUACAGUCUGUUCAAAAGAUGUAACAAUAUUACAUGUUGCCUGCUGUCUAUGCAAAAUGGUUUCCAUUAUGUAUCCAGAGAAAACAGCCUUUAGUAGAAAAUAACCAAAUAUACAAUAGGUGCUAAUAAAUAAACCCAUGAUAUACAGUAUGUCAUGGGUUCUCAUGUGAAAUAUUAUGUGAACUAGAUACAAUAUGAUUUAUGUCCAAAAUGCAUUUCAUGCAUUGUAUUCUUACCUUAUGGGUCUUUUUGCCACAUAACUGAAGGGGACAUUUUGGGGGAAGGGUGCAAUAUAGAUAAACUCUAACUAGGAUGGCCAUAUAAGGUCAUACUUAUUUUGUUCACAGUGCCAGAACAAUCUUUUAUUUAAUUUUUUGGAAUCUGAUGGACAGAAUGCAUGCAAUAUGUUGUCAACACAUGAAGUAAGGUCUGUUCUGUUGUUUAUUGACAUUUGCUAUUUGUUUAUUUACAUUUUGGUUUUAAUUGGCAAAAUCAGUAUGUCCUCAGAGUAUUUGAUUUAGUGAAAAACAGAACAAUGCUGAUUGAAUGACUGAAAACAUCUAGUACUUGCAACUCUUAUUACAGAAUAAAUAAUGCAAAUGUUUUGAUUCAUAUUACUAAUGGUUGUAAUAUAUGAAUUAUCAAAGUGCAUGCAUGAUGUGUAUCAUGAUGUAUGUAGUUUAUGGAUUCUAAAUGUAGAUGACAUUUAUGUAUUAGUGAACACAAUGUCCUUUACACUGAAAAUAAAGUCAUUUUUCAUACUUGA
This is a messenger RNA of Salmo salar (Atlantic salmon), 3503 nucleotides long. Its product is annotated as BICD family-like cargo adapter 1. Gene Ontology annotation, biological process: Golgi to secretory granule transport; vesicle transport along microtubule. The record is from RefSeq and is a predicted model, not a curated record. Lineage: Eukaryota; Metazoa; Chordata; Actinopteri; Salmoniformes; Salmonidae.